AUGCAAAUGCUUCUCUUACUUCUCCUUGCACGGCUGUUAGCAGCAUGGUCCCUUCCAACCUAUGAUCCCCCACAACGAGUGCGAGAGUUUAAUCUCGUGGUUACUUGGGCCAAGCAUGCACCAGAUGGCUUCUCACGUAACAUGUUCUUGGUCAAUGGGCAGUCACCGGGUCCUACAAUCGAGGUUGAUCAAAAUGAUGGGGUGAUUGUUCGUGUCAAGAACAAGUCUCCUUACAACACCACCGUUCACUUUCAUGGCAUUGAAAUGCUGGGCACUCCAUGGUCUGAUGGCGUUCCAGGGCUUUCCCAGCGCUCUAUUCCACCCGGCGGCCACUUUGUCCACGAGUUUACGGCAUCACAGUACGGAAGCUUCUGGUACCACUCGCACUUUCACGGUCAGAUAGAGGACGGCUUAUACGGACCACUUAUCAUCCAUCCUUCACCCGAAAAUUCGAAGCCCUUCCACUUGAUAUCUUCCGACCCUGCGGCUAUUGCCGCCAUGGUAAAAGCAGAGCGCAACGUCAAGCCUAUUGCCAUUGCCGACUUGAAUCAUUUUACCUCGGACGAAAAAUGGAAUAUCGCCUUAGCUAGUGGCGUCGAAGACUCGUGCUAUGAUUCAAUACUGUUCAAUGGUAAAGGCAGGGUGCGAUGUCUUCCAGCCGCCGAAGUUGCAGCCAACUUAAGCGACGAUCAAAAGGCUUAUUUAGCCCUGGGCAACGCAACAUCCAUGACAGAUAAGUCUUGUUUACCUGCCAAAGCUCUUGCUGCGUUGGGUGACCCUACCAAGGCAAACCUUUCUGCUAUUCCGGCUGGGGCUUUUACCGGCUGCAAGGAGACCAAUGGCACCGUCGAAGUUCUGAGGACUCAGCACUCCAAAACAAAUACCCAAAACUGGCUCGCAUUGACCAUCAUAGGCUCAUUAAACUUCAUCACAGCCAUGGUAUCCAUUGACGAGCACGACAUGUUUGUGUAUGCCAUGGAUGGGAGUUAUAUAAAGCCCCAAAAAGUACAGGCUCUUAUCCUCACCAAUGGGGAUCGAUAUAACAUUCUUAUUAAAGUUAAAAAAGCUGGAAAGUUCAAUAUUCGAGCGAAUGCAGUGAGCGCUCCCCAGGUAUUAACAGGAAACGCAGUCUUGGAGGUAGAGGGCCGCGAGAAAUGCAGCGAAAAGCAAUCUCAGCCAUAUAUCAGCAUCACAGGCGUACCUUUGUCAAAGAAUGUGACCGUAUUCAACCAAGACAUGGCAGCACCAUUUCCACCAGAACCAAUUGCUCGGAAGGCAGAUGCGCUGUAUAAGCUCAACAUGAGACUUGACGGAGCGUCUUAUCUUUGGGCGUUGAACUCGACUCGUCUAAUGCCCGCCGCUCUCGAUGCUGACAAAACACCCGUUCUGUUUACAAGGCCUGAAGCCAUACACGACAAUACUACCAUUUCAACACGAAACGGCACUUGGAUUGAUCUCGUCUUUUUCGCUAGUACCUUUCCAAUGCCUCCACACCCUAUUCACAAACACAAUAAUAAAAUGUUUCAAAUUGGGGGCGGUGAUGGCGAGUUCACUUGGUCUUCAGUUGAAGAGGCCAUAAAAGAGAGACCAGAAUUGUUCAAUCUUGUCAAUCCACCAAGGCGAGAUAGCUUUACGUCAAGACCGGCCACCAAAUCAAAAUCGUGGAUUGCAGUACGUUAUCAAGUUGUAAAUCCGGGCGCCUGGUUACUGCAUUGCCAUAUUAGCAAUCAUGUACUAGGAGGCAUGUCGGUUAUUAUCCAGGAUGGUGUAGAUAAAUGGCCCACAGUGCCUGAGGGAUAUUUGGAUUGGAGAUUUUGA
This is a messenger RNA of Trichoderma atroviride IMI 206040, 1818 nucleotides long. RefSeq lists its product as uncharacterized. Lineage: Eukaryota; Fungi; Ascomycota; Sordariomycetes; Hypocreales; Hypocreaceae. Gene Ontology annotation, molecular function: copper ion binding; oxidoreductase activity. The record is from RefSeq and is a predicted model, not a curated record.